AUGGCUACCACUACGAAUGGCAACUCGCCAUCUCAUACCCUCGCGGCACAUCCCGACAUUGCACCACGCAGGUGGUUUCAGCGAGGGCAUGCCGACCAUGGUUGGCUGAAGACUUUUCACACUUUUAGCUUUGCCAGCUACUAUGACCCCAAGCACAUGGGCUUCUCUGAUCUCCGCGUCAUCAACGAAGACCGUGUUGAAGCAGAAACCGGCUUCCCAACGCACCCGCAUUCGAAUGCCGAGAUUUUUUCGUACAUCGUCAGCGGCGAACUGACGCACAAGGACAGCAUGGGAAACGCCGAGACGCUCAAGCGGGGCGACCUGCAGUUCACCUCUGGCGGCACGGGGAUACGGCACAGCGAGUACAACAACAACCCGUCGAAGGAAGUGCAUUUUGCGCAGAUCUGGUACGUGCCGGACAAGCGCAAUCUGACGCCACAGUACUACACGUCGCAGACGCCGGACGAAAUGAAGCGUGAUGUGCUCAAGACGCUGAUCAAGCCGAUGAAGACAUUCACGCCGGAGGAGCAGGUCGUCAAGGGCGUGCUUCCCUCUGGCCGGCCCAUUCCAGCGAAUAACAGCCUUGUGACACGCGCCAGCAUCCUGACGCCGAGCAAGAGCGUGAUGCACAUCGUCGGCGAGGAUUCGGAUGUCGCAAACGAGACGUCACCACCGUAUGAACGCUGGCUCUACGUCCACCUGCUGCAGACGACCGGAUACAAGGGCCCAGAAAUGAAGGACCACCCGCUGAUGAAUGAGGCAGCGCUUAAAAUGAAGACCGGUGCCGGAGAGCUGCAGCUCAACGAGGGUGAUGGCGUAUACGUUAAGAAGGUUAACGUCGGCGAAGCAGUCGAGUUUGAGAGCACCGGGGGCAAGGAUGCUGAAUUCCUGCUCUUCGACCUUCGAGCACAGUGA
This is a messenger RNA of Tilletiaria anomala UBC 951, 915 nucleotides long. Its product is annotated as Pirin-domain-containing protein. The record is from RefSeq and is a predicted model, not a curated record. NCBI's taxonomy places the organism in Eukaryota, Fungi, Basidiomycota, Exobasidiomycetes, Georgefischeriales, Tilletiariaceae. The coding region runs from base 1 to 915 and encodes 304 amino acids. The transcript is spliced from 4 exons.